CCCGUGGCUAAGUGGGGAAAGCACGAAACCUGGCCUGCCGGGUCCUUUUCCCGACAUCCUCAGCCAGAUUUAGCUGCUGACAGCUGCUUGGGACUCUGCCGCCAGGGCCUGGCUCAGAUCUGCCUGCCUGUCCUCUCUCUCAGUGACUCCUGAGCCACAGCCCCUCCAUGGCCCAGAAGGAAGAGGCUGCUGCAGCCGCUGAGGCUACCUCCCAGAAUGGGGAGGAUCUGGAGAACCUGGACGACCCUGAGAAGCUGAAGGAGCUGAUUGAGCUGCCACCCUUCGAGAUCGUCACAGGAGAACGGCUGCCUGCCAACUUCUUUAAGUUCCAGUUCCGGAAUGUAGAGUACAGUUCCGGGAGGAACAAGACCUUCCUCUGCUAUGUGGUUGAGGCACAGGGCAAGGGGGGCCAAGUGCAGGCAACUCGGGGAUACCUAGAGGAUGAGCAUGCGGCUGCCCAUGCAGAGGAAGCCUUCUUCAACACUAUCCUGCCAGCCUUCGACCCAGCCCUGCGGUACAAUGUCACCUGGUAUGUGUCCUCCAGCCCCUGUGCAGCCUGCGCUGACCGCAUUACCAAAACCCUUAGCAAGACCAAGAACCUGCGUCUGCUCAUUCUGGUGGGGCGACUCUUCAUGUGGGAGGAGCCGGAGAUCCAGGCUGCUUUGAAGAAGCUGAAGGAAGCCGGCUGUAAACUGCGCAUCAUGAAGCCCCAGGACUUCGAGUACAUCUGGCAGAAUUUUGUGGAGCAAGAAGAGGGUGAAUCCAAGGCCUUUCAGCCCUGGGAGGACAUUCAGGAGAACUUCCUCUACUAUGAGGAGAAGUUGGCAGACAUUCUGAAGUAGGGCAACUGGGCUCGGCUUCACGUCUUCCUGCUGCCAUCCAGAGACAGCAGUGACAUGUAUAGCCAUCUGGGACAUGCCUGCCUAAUACCAUUUGGAGCUGGACAACAUUCGACACCAACCAAUCAUCCUGGACAAGGCCCUUAGAGGACUUGAAAUAUACUUCUCAUGCUGUAGUUCAUUUAAGCUGUGCCUCUCUCUCUAAUGCUGCUCUUGGGAAGGAGGAAAGUGACCUGCAAGGAGAGAAACGCAACCAUACAUGGGCACCAGUCAACUAUGAGACUGAAGGUCCUAACUGCUCACCCAAGGGGGCUGCUUAACGCAAACAGCCUCAGACCCAAGGUUUAGAUUUCUGAAAUGUGCAUUUUGAGUAUUUUUUUUAAAAAAGAAAAACAACAUUAAUAAAAGUGGUGUGUUUUUCCCGUGGCCAGAUUAAGAAACUGGAAUAUUUGGAAGUUACCACAGACAACUGAGCCGGUCCCAGACACAGGGACGCCCCAGGCUAUGAACCAAGCCAUGACAUUACGAAGUGGGAGGGAAGGUUAAACCAGGACUUGGCUAGACAAUACAGAAUAACUCUCCCAUACAUCCUUCUUGCCACAGUCAAAUGAGGGCCUCUUUCUUUCUCUGAAUCAAGUAAUACAGUAGAAGGUGGAACAAAAAAGCAUGAGAAAUCCAAGGUAGCCACAUCCCAAAUACCAAUUAAUAAGCAAUUAGAUUCUUGAUUAGCAAGGAGCAGGUAAAAAGUAGGAGUUUGAUGUUCAGAUACACAAUCAUUUAAAAGAAUUCAACAUAUGGUGUUUGAUGGUAAUGGCAGGAUGAUGUCAAGUCUCAUUUUUUAAAGGAUUGUUUGAGUCCUAUGUGGAAGCAAAAAAUCACAGGUAAAUUUCUGGGUGUUUGCCAAACUCUAA
This is a messenger RNA of Cebus imitator (Panamanian white-faced capuchin), 1750 nucleotides long. It is a transcript of the gene APOBEC2, whose product is annotated as apolipoprotein B mRNA editing enzyme catalytic subunit 2. Lineage: Eukaryota; Metazoa; Chordata; Mammalia; Primates; Cebidae. Gene Ontology annotation, biological process: cytidine to uridine editing. The coding region runs from base 168 to 842 and encodes 224 amino acids. The transcript has 3 exons. The record is from RefSeq and is a predicted model, not a curated record. Gene Ontology annotation, molecular function: cytidine deaminase activity; RNA binding. Gene Ontology annotation, cellular component: nucleus; cytoplasm.